UUACGCAGGCGGAACGGGGGAAGGGAGAGGGAGUAAACUGUUACCACGUGACGCUCGGGUCAGGUGGUUGGGCCAGCCUCCGCGCUGGAGCUGUGAUUGGCUGACUCUAAUAACAAGACGCCACUAGGGGCGGGCCGAAGACGAGCGCAAGCGCACUGCGUUGUGAGUCUCGGGACCCCUGUCGGAGAGACUAUGGCGCUCAACAAGAAUCACUCGGAGGGCGGCGGAGUGAUCGUCAACAACACCGAAAGCAUCCUCAUGUCCUAUGAUCAUGUGGAACUCACAUUCAAUGACAUGAAGAACGUGCCAGAAGCCUUCAAAGGGACCAAGAAAGGCACCAUCUACCUUACCCCUUACCGGGUCAUCUUUCUGUCCAAGGGGAAGGAUGCCAUGCAGUCCUUCAUGAUGCCAUUCUAUCUCAUGAAAGACUGUGAGAUCAAGCAGCCCGUGUUUGGUGCAAACUACAUUAAGGGAACAGUGAAAGCCGAAGCGGGAGGUGGCUGGGAAGGCUCUGCUUCCUACAAGCUGACCUUCACGGCAGGGGGCGCCAUAGAGUUCGGACAGCGGAUGCUCCAGGUGGCAUCUCAAGCCUCCAGAGGUGAAGCCCCCAAUGGAGCCUAUGGCUACUCUUACAUGCCCAGCGGGGCCUAUGUCUAUCCCCCGCCAGUCGCCAAUGGAAUGUAUCCCUGCCCUCCUGGCUACCCCUAUCCACCGCCCCCGCCUGAGUUCUAUCCAGGACCUCCCAUGAUGGAUGGGGCCAUGGGAUAUGUGCAGCCCCCACCACCGCCCUACCCCGGGCCCAUGGAGCCUCCGGUCAGCGGCCCUGAUGUCCCCUCCACCCCUGCAGCUGAAGCCAAGGCCGCCGAAGCCGCCGCCAGCGCCUAUUACAACCCAGGCAACCCUCAUAACGUCUACAUGCCCACGAGCCAGCCACCGCCACCUCCCUACUACCCACCGGAAGAUAAGAAGACCCAGUAGGCCCUCCUGCCUCCCUGCCUCCCACCCUCAUCUCUCUAUCCUACCCCUCCCAUCAGGGCUGCACUGGGGUUGGAGGAGGGAGGGGGUGCCUUGUUGUCCCUCCAGGUCUGAUCAUAAACAAUUACCAGGAACUAUCGCUGGACAUUAAGGCCCCUGGCCUCAGGAGAGGCGCCACCCAGCUUCCCAUGCCAGCCCGGAGCCCAUGACGCUGCCCAGUGUGCCCCCUCACCAUCUGGGGUUCUCCUGGGAGCACAGGGCAUCCCCUGUUCCUGUUUCAUAGCUUCUCCCCUCAAAGGGACUCUCUGGCCACCACCUCCGCUGCAGUCCAGCUCCCUCAGUCUGUCAGCCACUGCUAUACUCAGCCUCACGAGCCACUUCAGACCAGCCAGGCAUCUUCCCGGGCUGCCAGGCCCCGCUCACAUUCCCUCCGCUGGUCUGUGCUGGUCUCAGAAGGUCACCAUGCUCUCAUUCCACUCAGCCACCCUCCCUUCCCUUCCCUGUCCUGCGUCAUGCUGUUGCCACCUGUGUGACUUUUGAAGCUGUAAAAUGAGCUCCCAGGCUUGGGUGGUGUUGGGGCGGGGCCGCUGAGGCUGGAAGGAAGCCCUUCUGCUUUCUGCUGGUGUUUCUGGAAUUUGCAUUCCCUCCCCUGUCACCUCCCUCUAGAAGGGGCUUCCUGACUGCAACUGGAGAAUGCAUGUCUGUCCACUUGGGGGCUGCUGGGUGGGCGGGGAACAAGGGCCCCCGACCCCGCAAGCCGCCCGGGACCUGCCGCUGGCCGCCAGCCUGCUUCUCCCCCGGAAGCUUUGUUCGUGCCCCUGGAUGCGCUAACACUUGCUCUUGUUUGUUCCUGGACCGGCCGUGAAGUGAGGAGAUGGUUAUUUAAAGAGAAUUCCCUAUUUAUUUGACAAAAAAUCCAGUUAAUAUAUUAAUGUGAAAUAAACCCUGUUUGCACCUUG
This is a messenger RNA of Sapajus apella (tufted capuchin), 1934 nucleotides long. RefSeq names its product WW domain binding protein 2 (gene WBP2). The record is from RefSeq and is a predicted model, not a curated record. The transcript is spliced from 8 exons. Gene Ontology annotation, cellular component: nucleus. Gene Ontology annotation, molecular function: transcription coactivator activity; chromatin DNA binding. Lineage: Eukaryota; Metazoa; Chordata; Mammalia; Primates; Cebidae. The coding region runs from base 193 to 978 and encodes 261 amino acids. Gene Ontology annotation, biological process: positive regulation of DNA-templated transcription.